Octodon degus (degu) is the source of this 936-nucleotide messenger RNA. Its product is annotated as putative olfactory receptor 3A4. Lineage: Eukaryota; Metazoa; Chordata; Mammalia; Rodentia; Octodontidae. Gene Ontology annotation, biological process: G protein-coupled receptor signaling pathway. The record is from RefSeq and is a predicted model, not a curated record. Gene Ontology annotation, cellular component: membrane. Gene Ontology annotation, molecular function: G protein-coupled receptor activity; olfactory receptor activity. The transcript has a single exon. Bases 1 to 936 code for a protein of 311 amino acids.
AUGCAAUUGGGAGCCUCAGGAAAUGAUUCACUUGAGACUAAGUUUGUCAUGCUGGGCCUCACAGACAUUCCAGCCCUACAGCCCAUCCUCUUUGUCAUCUUCCUUCUUGCUUAUAUAGCUACUAUUAGUGGCAAUUUCAGCAUCCUUGCUGCCAUUCUCAUUGAGCCCAAACUCCACACUCCCAUGUACUUCUUUCUGGGGAACUUGUCAAUAUUGGAUGUUGGGUGCAUCACUGUCACUGUCCCUGCCAUGUUGCAACAAUUCCUAUCCAAUGACAGAAGCAUCCCCUAUAGAUCCUGCCUCUCACAGCUCUUCUUCUUCCACCUCCUGGCUGGAGCAGAUUGCUUCCUGCUGACUGUCAUGGCCUAUGACCGCUACCUGGCCAUCUGCCAACCCCUCACCUACAGCACCCGCAUGAGCUGGGGAAUCCAGAAAGCCUCGGUGGGCAUGUCAUGUGUCUUUUCCUUCACCAAUGCACUGACUCACACUGUUGCUUUGUCAACCCUGAAAUUCUGUGGCUCUAAUGUGAUCAAUAGCUUCUACUGUGACCUUCCUCAGCUCUUCCAGCUCUCCUGCUCCAGCAUCCAACUAAAUGAACAAUUGCUCUUUGUAGCAUCAGCCUUCAUGGGUGUGGCUCCUUUGGUUCUCAUCACACUGUCCUAUGCCCAUGUGGUAGCUGCAGUCCUGAGGAUCCGCUCUGCUGAGGGCAGGAAGAAGGCCUUCUCCACAUGCAGCUCCCACCUCACUGUGGUGAGUAUCUUCUAUGGAACCGGCCUCUUCAGCUACAUGAGGCUGGGUUCAGUGGAAGCCUCAGAUAAGGAAAAGAGCAUUGGUGUCUUCAAUACUGUCAUCAGCCCCAUGCUGAACCCACUCAUUUACAGCCUUAGGAACCCUGAUGUGAAGGGCGCCUUGAAAAGGUUGCUUAUAGGGAAGUAA